Molecule: messenger RNA, 3084 nt
Organism: Symbiodinium sp. CCMP2456
Lineage: Eukaryota; Dinophyceae; Suessiales; Symbiodiniaceae
Source: the annotation of a GenBank genome assembly
AUGGCCUUGCGGAGUGCGCCUGUGGUGAUUUCUUUCAUUCUGCCUUUGUCUGAUCUUACGGAGAAUUUCCAGCUGUGCCGGUCCCAAUUCCGGCAGCCAUCGCUAUCUAUGCAAGCGCGACUUAGACCGAACGAUGAGAUGGCAGACCUGAGGGUUGGACGAAUUACCGCAGAUCGUCCAGUAGUCCUUGGAGCUCAUGAAGCACCUCGGGCGAAACAUUUCGGGGAAGGCAAUCAAACUUCUACUACACCCCACUGGACAAAGACACGCGCUUUGCGCAGAGCCCGAAACAGGGCAAAGCAGAACAAUGGAACGAUGUGUCGUGGAAGAUGGCACAUCCCGGCUAUGCUGGGAGUGACGACCGCAGACUCCGAGGCGACAGUCCGGGCCAGGAGAGAGAAGAUGGUGCCACAAAGCCGGAACGGGGCGCGACGUUUACGCUUCAUCUCUUACAACAUAGGUGGGUUGGAUCCUACGGCCUUUGACGUUUUUAAAGCUUGGCUCACAGAGCAGAAAAUCACAGAUGUGAUGAUAGUGCAGGAACUGCACUGGGGAUGCGGACGUGAGGACACGCAAUGGACAAUGGACAAUGGCUGGAAGGCUUUCAUCUCAGCGGACCCAGGCAACCGCUGGGCUGGGGUGGGCAUUUUCCUAGCCCCCUGGAUAGCGCAACAUGCCACCACAUCAGCAUGUACGUGGAGCCCAGGCAGAAUCCUCCACGUACGCAGCGAGUCCGAUAGACUGACUCUGGACGUUAUUGGUUUUUAUCAGCAAGUGAGACAGGCCAAGAAGGGUCAGGUCAACGAGAACCAGCGGCAGCAACACUGGGUCAAGUUUGGCAAACUGCUGCAUGGCCUGCCGCGAAGGAAUCUGCUGCUGGUUGGCAUGGACGCCAACUCAGUAUGUGAAAGCCUGCCAGGACUUGUUGGACGCGUGUCACUGCGGAUCAAUCGUCGCGCGCUACCAAGCCAACGUUGCUGGAUCUGGUGCCAUGGCGACUCGGCCCCAAGCAUCGACCGCCUAGGCAGCAUACCGCACAUAGCAGGCUGGGCAGUGCAGCGUCACACCAAGGUCCUUACCCCCAAGCUCUCAAUCCCGUCAUUGCGUGAGGCCUUCAGACGACAGGAUGCACGGCUUUGGAAUGAGCUGCAGCCGAAGAUUAAAGCCAUCGUAGAUUCGCAGACCGAGGAAGCCUACGAAAGGCACGAUGACUUUGCCGCUGCGACAUGCACAGAGGUGCUCUGCAUCGAUGAGGCAGAGGUAUUCCAGGCCAUAGGCAGCCUCAAGAACAAUAAAGCAGUGCCAGUGAGUAGCUUGCCUGCAGAGAUCUGGAAGCUCUGCCAGCCUGAGUUCGCCUCGCUGCUGCACAAGGUUCUGCAUCAGGGAGUUCGCGAGGAGCACCGAUAUCCUAAGGAGAUCUCCAAUUGUAGGACGGCUCUUGGUUGUGUAGGAGGUGCCACGAUAGGGUUGGACCUGUCAAGAGCUUUCGACAAGCUCCCGCGCUGGGCAUUGCAGGCAUCCUUGGAACAUGCGUCAGUUGAGCCGGCCAUCUGUCGUGCAGUGAUUGACACCCACGAGCAAUGCUCAUACAGCAUCAGGCACGGACAGUAUGAGGGUUGCAUUGACAUGAGGCGGGGCAUCCGCCAAGGCUGCUCCCUGUCCCCCAGCCUGUAUACCAUAUUCACGAUAUGGUUCUUCGACCGACUCUCUGACAUCACCUCGCCAGAGUGGGCCAACGCGUGCGUUACCCUUUUCGCCGAUGAUUCUCAUCUUGCAUGGCUCAUUUCGUCGGUAGAUGACCUGGAGUUCGUUUGCAGCACGGCCAAGAGAUGGAUACAGGCACACCAGCAACAGACGGCAGAAGGGCCAGUGAUCAAUGUUGGUUUGCCUCAUGCGCCGCUCCAUGUCGCCUUCUUCUCGGAACAGCUUGCACAGGCGACGCAGUGCGGGGUAGAAGCAGAAAGCCCGGAACUGCUGCCGUGCCCAGAACGGGAGGGCGUGCCUUGUGACGUUUGUGGCCAAUACUUCGUUGAUAGGAUACGUCACCGACUGCAAAACUACUGUGUGCUGUGCGGCCAGUGGAUCGUCAUGAGAGGGCCAGGCAUCAAGCAGCAUGUGCGCCUCAUGCACAAGGAAGCACAUGCUGAGCACGCGGCAGAAGUUCCUAGGAUGGCCAUGAACGAGGAUGCACUGGCGUCGGCGGCGAGGACGGAGCUCAAGUGGGUGAUGGGGAAGGAGGGAUUACAGGGAAUCCCGACGGAGGGCCAGGCAGCCACACAGGCGAUGGAGGACUCAGCGGACAAGGAGAAGGAUCAGCCGAAGUCCUCCUGGGAAAGAGGAGGCAAGUGGCCUCGAGUGGAAAACAAAGGCAAGGGACCCUCACACGGUGGUUGGGGCUCCGGAUGGAGGGGAAACAAGAGACAGUGGGAGAAGGACGACGAGGAAGCGGAGGGGGUCACCCUCGACAAGGCGACCCAAGCGGUCCUGCAGUCUCUCGUGCAGCUGUCGUUGAGCCACGAAGCGGAGCUGGGACGACUGAGAUCGGACUGCGGCUUCAUGCUGUUCCUGGACACCCCCACGACCAACCCGGAGGCCGGCAUCUUGCCAGGAGUCAAGAAGGUGGCUCAAGAAUGGGCCACCCAGUAUGCAGCGGGAAACGUAAAGAGCCCCCUGCGCACCCUGCUGAUGAUGGAGGUCAUCAGGGAGCUACAGGGCCGCCUAACGGCCUUCCUAGCGGACGAGAACCGCUGCACCAAAGCCAUGACGAUCGGCUGGAUGGCCGAGGGGCACCAAGCGAUGGACCCAGAGGGGGUGCUGCUGAACUUCCGCUGCACCAAGGACCUGGAUCAGGAAUUCCAACCGGAUCUGGAGGUGGUACCCUUCAUGCUGACGAUCGGUCUACGAGUGCAGGAGGCCCAUGCUGUUCACCGGGCCUUCCAGCUCCUUUCAGGGAACGCAGUACGCAAGCUCAUCGGAGCCCGGGUGAGACCGGAGAGGUUGGCACGCCAGCCGGUAGCCAAGCAGCUCGAGGAGAAUUACUUGGCCACGCCGUACUGCCCAUGGAGUCGACGCGCAGCCCGCUGA